AUGUUCCAUCAAAUGACCGACCAAACAGUGAAUGGUAGCUGCGAGGGACCCGCCACCUCAGUCUGCAACAAGAGCAUCACUGGAGACGCACUCCAGCUGCCCACUUUCUCAACAGCAGCCAAAGUCAGAGUCAUUAUCACCUUCACUCUCUGCGCAGUGUCAGCUGUAUGCAACCUGGUUGUACUAUGGGCUGCCAUCAACGGUGGGAGGCGCAAGUCCCAUGUCAAGAUACUCAUCAUGAACCUCACUGUGGCUGACCUGUUGGUGACGUUCAUUGUAAUGCCUGUUGAUGCCGUGUGGAACAUCACAGUUCAGUGGCAAGCAGGAGACGUCGCCUGCAGGGUGCUGAUGUUCCUGAAACUUGUUGCCAUGUACUCAUGUGCUUUUGUCACUGUAGUCAUUAGCCUGGAUAGGCAAUCCGCUAUCCUUAAUCCUUUGGGCAUCAGCGAGGCCAAAAGGAAAAGCAAAAUCAUGUUGACUGUGGCUUGGACGAUGAGUGUGAUCCUGUCUCUCCCUCAGAUGUUCAUAUUUCACAAUGUGACCAUCACAGUUCCUGAGAAUUUCACCCAGUGCACCACUCAUGGGAGUUUUGUCAAGCACUGGCAGGAGACCCUCUACAACAUGUUCACCUUUGUGUGCCUCUUCCUGCUCCCUCUGGUCAUCAUGAUCUUCUGCUACACGCGAAUCCUCAUUGAGAUAUCCAGCCGCAUGGCCCGCAGUAACUUGCUGUCUAGAGAUGUGCAUCUCCGUCGCUCCCACAACAACAUCCCUAAAGCUCGGAUGAGAACUCUGAAGAUGAGCAUCGUCAUAGUGACAUCAUUCAUCAUCUGCUGGACCCCAUACUACCUGCUUGGUCUGUGGUAUUGGCUGUUCCCCGAAAAAAUGGAGGAAACAGUCUCUCAUUCGUUGACUCACAUGCUGUUUAUCUUCGGACUCUUCAACGCCUGUCUGGACCCCAUCACUUACGGCCUGUUCACCAUUCAUUUACACCAGGGUCUCAAGAGGUGCUACAGUGGAGCAACAGCUGCAGAUCUUUUAAAGAAAAGCAUAGCUAAAAAAGAAGCACUAGAAAGAUGA
Molecule: messenger RNA, 1077 nt
Organism: Myripristis murdjan (pinecone soldierfish)
Lineage: Eukaryota; Metazoa; Chordata; Actinopteri; Holocentriformes; Holocentridae
Gene: gnrhr4
Product: gonadotropin releasing hormone receptor 4
Exons: 4
Coding region: 1-1077 (358 amino acids)
Biological process (GO): G protein-coupled receptor signaling pathway; cellular response to hormone stimulus
Cellular component (GO): plasma membrane
Molecular function (GO): peptide binding; protein-hormone receptor activity; G protein-coupled receptor activity
Source: RefSeq, a predicted model, not a curated record